Aedes albopictus (Asian tiger mosquito) is the source of this 2376-nucleotide messenger RNA. Its product is annotated as nose resistant to fluoxetine protein 6. NCBI's taxonomy places the organism in Eukaryota, Metazoa, Arthropoda, Insecta, Diptera, Culicidae. The transcript has 10 exons. The coding region runs from base 123 to 2219 and encodes 698 amino acids. Gene Ontology annotation, molecular function: acyltransferase activity, transferring groups other than amino-acyl groups. The record is from RefSeq and is a predicted model, not a curated record.
GCGUAUUGGUAGGUAAAUAGAUCUCCGGAGUCCAGCUGGAGCCGCGUAUGGCGGUUAUUGGUGGCUAGCGGUUCAAUCGAGCAUGCUUCAAUCUGCGAUGGUGCAGUUCUAUCCGGAGCGUCAUGAGGAAAGCAACUGGGGUCAUCGUCGUCGGGUACAUUGCGAUCGUUGCGUUUUCCGUGUUUCCCUGUGUCUGGUGCGGUGGGUCAAGUGAUGGGGAAGUCGUCGAUGGAGCUGCAGAAUUCGAUUACAGUUACAUGCCAAAAUUGUAUCAGUACGACGAUUACGGGAAGUGUCUGAAGCAAGGAAGUGUCUACUGCAUGGUGCGAAGCUUAGUGAAACCUCGUCCUUCUAGUGAGCUAUGGCAGCAAAUACAGAAUUUCAGUGUGGAUGUACGCCACUAUCGGCACUAUUUGUUGGAUCGCGGAAUUUGCAUCGACGAGUGUUUGAGAUCAAUUGGGGGCCUAAGUAAGACCCAGCGCGAUGAACUACGCGUGGAUUCGUUUGAAGUGGAUUUCAAAUAUCGAUUCAAACGGAAAUAUUUCCCACACCUACCGGAACAUCAGCGAUUGUACGAGGAAUCCGUUUCUCUGUGCAUUAACCAAAAGCUCAAAUCAUCAUACGAUUUGCAAGCAUUCUCCGAAAUCGAGUAUUGCCAGGAGAGCUACAACAGUUCCAACAAUGAUCCGAUCGACACUUUCGACAGCCUUUGCAUUGCCAUCAUCUGCUUCGUGGUGAGUCUGGCUGUAUUCAGUACUAUUUUUGACUACUACCUCCGGAAUCAAUCUGAAUUGGAGGAUCAUUUCGAGAAAGUGCCUCCAAAGAUAGAGAGUCAGUUCGCUACCAUCUGCAGCAUUCCGAGGAAUUUUAAAUCCCUGUCUAGUCCUCCGAAGUCGACUCUCAGUCAGGAUUUCAUGUUUCUGGAAGGGCUACGUUUCGUUACAAUGGUCACCAUUAUCCACCUGCACACGACGGUUAUGCUGAUGAACGUCCCAGUCGAACAUCCGGAGCUGUUUGAGGAGACCUUACACAGCCCACCAAUGGCAACCAUGUCACUGUUCACGCCCAACUUGGUUCAAUCAUUCUUCACCAUCGGUGGCAUCCUGAUGGCUGUUAACCUUCUAGAUUCCAUGAGCAAACAACCCGCUUUUCGAUGGUCUCUCCUGUGGGAUAAAGCAACCAACCGGCUGAAACGCAUUUUACCUCUUUACCUUUUCGUAAUUCUGGUAACCGCUACCAUCUAUCGGCGCCUCAGUAUAGGACCUCUCCAUGACCGAAUCGUAGCCGUGGAAUCGAAAAACUGUCAGCAAAACUGGUGGGUCAAUUUGCUGUUUCUGAACAACUAUCUGAAAACGGAUGAAACGUGCGUACAGCCGAGCUGGUACCUGAGUGCGGACUUCCAGUUCUAUCUCUUUGGAAUGGUAGCGCUGAUGGUAAUUCAAAGGUUUCCACGAUCUGCCACGGGCUGGGUGUGCUUCAUGGUUGCACUCAAUCUCCUAGGUCCAGGAAUAACCAUGUGGAUCCAGACACUCCCACCACUAAUGGCUACUGGAACAAGGCCAGUUCUGCUAUUGUUCACCGAUGACGAAUGGUUCGCUCAGCUGUACAAACCGUUUCACACCAGCAGUGCAGGGUAUUUCUAUGGCGUGCUUGCCGGAAUGGUGUAUCACCGGGUGAAACCCUCCGGAGAUGAGUUCGUCAACCGGAAGAUGUUCAAGGCUGUGAAAAUUGUAGCCUUGCUGGUGGUGCUCAUAUGCUACGUUCCUUCAUAUCUAAUCUACGAUACGAACUGGAAGUCGUACUUCUGGAUGCCUUUGUACGGAUCCAUCGCUAAGAACUGUUGGGGCUUCCUGUGUGCGGUCACAUUCAUCGAUUUAGCAUUCAGCAAGAAAAAUUGCCUGCGAACUCUACUGGAGAGUCAAUCGCUUCUACCCCUGGGCAAGCUGACGUACAGCGUCUAUCACAGCCACUACUUGAUACUGAUGGCAAUUUCCAGCGCCAUACGUGCACCGCUGGCAAAUGACGUUUUUACGCCGAUUUCGUUCACGAUGCUUGCGCUGGUACUGUCGUACGGACUGGGACUGAUCGUCUUCCUGCUGGUGGAGCAACCGGCCGCUAAUUUACUGACCGGCAAGACCAACUACGUGGACUUUAUUGGAGAGCAGAUGAUCCAGGGGGCGAGGCGGUGUUUUAAGAAAAUUAAUAAAAAAUGCUUUUAACGUCUAGUUUAGAAGGAUUGAGUUUGCUUCAGUGCUCCGAUCGUGGGAAUCACAGUUCCAGAACAGGGAUUCAAUGCGUACAAACUAGUUUUCAGACAAAUCAUCAUUCAUAAAACAUUGUUGCUCUGGCAUCUUAAAUAUUCAAUAAAACCAUUCA